AUGGAAUUUGUCGCUUUCCUGUUUGUCGUGACGUUCACGGUUUCAAACAGCGCGGAAUGCAGCCGUAGCGCUGUUCGUCCAAGACGUAGUGCUAUUGGCGAGACGAUUGAAGAACUCUCGAGCAAGAAAGAUUCGACUUCAACAUGGCAGAGCAACCCAUUGGUGCUCUAUCAGACUACUCGAUCAGGAAACGUUUCGUACAACCAGUGGUUUCACAACUACGACGUACCUUCUUUGCCAGUCGUCAACGCCAGAUUCGGCUAUGCAGCCGCCCGUCUUGUGUACAUACCGAAUCCAUCUACUCAGGAAUCCCAGCCUAUUGAACUACUUGUCGUGCACGGUGGACGAUUACGAACCCCCUCUAGAGAAAUCCUGCGUACGCCCCUGAAGACUGAAGUAUCUGAUCGACUACAGUUUCUCACGUUUACCCUCAACACAGUUGUGGAAAUGCCAAUCAGCGUGGGCAGCAAUGAUGGAUCUCCAGGAGGGCGAUACCUGCACACGGCUGUAUCUUUUCCAACACUCUCUGCUAGUGGACGCCCUGUUGUUUUCUAUGGUGGUCUAGACAGAGAAGGACAAGUGCUCGGCGGUGUGUGGCAUCUGAAAGCAAGUAACAAGGAAAACGAAGGUCUACGUUGGACCAGGACUGUAGAAGGACGGAGAAAGUGUGGCCAUUCGUCUGUAAGCCUGGGACAUAGCAUGCUAGUGUUUGGAGGUUGUAAUCAAACUAUGUGCACGAAUGAUGUUCAACUGUACAACGUAGCGCAACAGACGUGGCUAGAGGUAAAAGGAACAGGUAAAAUCCCUUCACCUCGAGGAGGCCACAGUGCCAUUGUUGUAGAGCAGGCUAGUCUAAUGUUCAUUCAUGGCGGAAUGAAGAUGAUUAUGGCGACAGGAUCCCAUUCUAACUACAGUGUUUUCGGAGACACGUACGUCUUUAACAUACAAACAAGGGUGUGGCAACUCUUGGAAUUAACCCCGCCUACUACUGCCUUGACCUUUACUCAUGCAGCAUCUGCUUUCUUUCAAUACUCGAACUAUGGUCAUUGGGUUGUGUAUGGCAUUGUUGGACGUAGCCUAGACGAUCUUGAUAAAAAGGUGCUAGCGGAGUUGACAAUUCAGCUGUCAGACGGUUCUAUCAAAAGUGGAUGGAAAGUAAAGAACACGUCGCAUUUUCUUCAGUUUCCCAACGGCAGAAUAAUGACGGCGUUGAUUAGAUUUACCACAAGUACGGGAGACCAAAUUGCCUACAUGAUAGGUGGAGCACGAAACGUGAAAUCGCAACAUCAUCACCUCUAUGAUCCUCUCACUGACGUAUGGCUGUUGAGGCAACAUGCUGGCUUAACAGGAUACGAAUGGAUUUAUGUGUGUGCCACCAGCGAGCAUCCAGAACCGAGGGCUGGGCAAACCAUCACCGUAUUAAACGGUGGCUCUAUUGCGCUUUUUGGAGGCGUAGAAAAGAAAUUCUCAUCUGGUACCACCUUUACUGACAGUAGUGUUUGGCAGGUGUCUAUAGAAAAUCUAAAUGUACUAUCUUGGAAGAAGACUAUUCCAACCAGUCGAUUGCUUGCAGGAAUCGUUGGUCACUCUUCAGUAGGAGUUUCGUUGUCAUCUGGUGGAUCGAACGACACUGCGGUGACUGGCGCCAACACCAUUCUUACAUUUGGUGGUUUCUAUUUAGAUACAGCGAGUCUUCAAAGAAGCAUUAUUAUUGUAGCGCCAAACCUUCUUUACUGGCAUGUUUGGUCUCCAAGUAAGAUCCAACUUUCUCCAUGUCCCAGAGCUUUUCACUCCUUGAUUGUUUACAAUUCAACUUUGUAUUUGUUUGGUGGACUCGGUGACCUUUCUUCUAUGAAUUCAUCUGCUCUCAAUGAUACUUGGUCGUUACGUUGGUCAGAGAGCUCGGCGAAACUAGGCCAAAGCAGUGAUCACGAUUGGAGGCAAAUAGUGGCAAACGGAUCUUCUCCUCGCGGAAGAUUUGGUCAUUCUGCUGUCACGUACUAUAACGAAAGUAUGGACGAGUCUGUCAUGUUAGUGUUUGGGGGAACUGAUGGUAUGACGGUCUUUGAUGAUAUCUGGCAACUUUCCCUGUCUACGUUGACUUGGAAACAACUGAUACCAUAUCCUGUAGUAAAACAUGCCAAAAACAACACUCAAAUUACUAAAGCUUUUGGGCAUUCUGCUGCAAUGAUUGGACACCAAAUGGUAGUCUACGGCGGGUGUAGUCAUCCACCUACAAACAACUUUCUUUCUUUAAGUGAAAGUUUACCAUCUUGUCCGCAGAACUACGUUUUAGACACUGUCGUAUCUUUUGACACUCAAACGAAUAGGUGGACAAUCGUUGAGAUUAUUGGAAACAGAAUUCCUAGAUAUUUCCAUUCCGCUCUGUUUCAAAGUAGUUACCUUAUUAUUUAUGGAGGCUUGAGUAGUAAGGACACCCUUUACGACGGAACCUUUGCCAUUAGGCCAGGUUGCAAUAGAGGUUACGAAGGCGACUUUCCAAAUGGUACAUGUAUUCCUUGUCCUACCGGGUACUAUGGCAACGGUGGGGACGAAAGUUGUCAGAAAUGCGAUAAACGCUUCACUACGAAUGGUACCGCUAAGGCGUGGAAAAGUGAUUGCAAUAUUUGUAAUAACAAUGCUUGUGAACACGGCGGCAAAUGCAAAUUUGAUGAAAAGGGCGAGUUUGAUUGUCAUUGCUCUCCCUUAUACACUGGAAGAUACUGCCAAAAUGUACGUGACGUCAUCAUUGUUAGUGUGGUAGCGGGUGUACUGCUCAUUCUUAUCAUUGUUCUAUGGGCGAUCGCAAGAAAAUUAAUAUUAAACAAAAGGAAAGUGUCCAGAUUACAAGAAACUAACAAAACGGAAAUAUCUCAAUUACAAAAAACUAACGAAAAGGAGAUUUCCAAAUUACAAAAAGUGAUACAAAGUUUCAAAGACGCUUCCGUCCAUAUCGACAUUAACGAACUAGAACUUGAAGAAGAAAUUGGUGAAGGAGGGUACGGAGUCGUAUGGAGAUGUAAAUAUCGACACCACGCUCAAGUUGCUGUAAAAAAGUUAAAGGAAGAAGACGUAGAUAAUUAUAUAAAUGUUGCAAGCUUCAACAAUUCGUUGUUGAGAGAACUAAAGUGCUUUCGAACCAUUAAACAUCCCAAUAUUCUUACAUUUUAUGGUGCUGGACACGAUCAAGCACUUGGUGGCUUAUUUCUCGUCACAGAGCUUGUUCAGCCAGGCAGUUUGCAUAGUGUUCUUCAUAUAACUCAAAAUAAUCAUGGACGAGAAGAACUUUUUGUUCCUCUUACGGAUCGAGUUAAGGUAAAGUUUUGCAGUAGCAUUUGCACAGCGUUGGGAUACUUGCAUAAGAAUCUCUAUCUACACUGGGACCUAACUCCACAUAACGUUCUAGUCGCUAUCAAGGGAGAAAUAAGGCUCGGCGACUUUGGAGUUUCAAAAAAGGCUAGAGAUGAAGAAGUUCUACGGAGACUGCAAGAGUCGGGUACAGAAAGAGAUACGAGAGACUGGCUAAAAGAUUUUGAAAACACAGCAUCAUAUGAUAUCAUUGAUGCCCAUGCUGCGGUCGAUGGUGAUCAAGAAGAGAGACAACCAUUUAUUGGGCAACAAUCAAAUGAACUGUUUAGAAAAAGAAUCAAAAACUGUUACUUAGCACCAGAAUUUUUUCAAAACAAAAUAACUGCUUCAUCGGAUAUCUACAGCCUUGGAAUUUUGUGUUGGGAGAUCAUUGCUCGUAAAGACCCAAGAGACUACUUCACAGAGGGGGUCUGCUGGAAUUCACUAGAACCAACAGACUACGAGAACAAACUUUGUCGCAAAGAUAAUCCAGCAAGACCCGACCUAAAAUUUGUAACAGCGCAGAAUUGUGACUGUGACCAGAAAAGCCAGUUCGAGGAGAAGAUGCAGGAAGUAAUUACCUCUUGUUGGAGUAGCAAACCGUCGAAACGUUGGGACUACACUACAAUUGGUAAUGAAUUGUCAGACCUUGCAAAUUUCUGCCCGCCCGUUCAAGAUGGCGAGGAACGUAACUUCGAAGACAAAUUACAACAGCUAGCCGACUUACUAGCUGCUAGCAGAAAGGAACGACGGAACAUGCCGCAACAGUAGACGGCAUGCAUGUUAGCAUUAUAAUAGCAGCAUAGCAAAGCAACAUGACGGUAAACUCAAAAUGCAACUGCAGACUGCCAUUUUACCUGCUUCCUGCAUGUGUAAUAGCUAUAUCUAUCUGUAUUUGCUGGUCUUAUAGUUAGCAAUCUCAGCUCGUUUACUAUUUCAUUACAAUACAGCA
This is a messenger RNA of Corticium candelabrum, 4300 nucleotides long. RefSeq lists its product as uncharacterized. The record is from RefSeq and is a predicted model, not a curated record. The coding region runs from base 1 to 4119 and encodes 1372 amino acids. Lineage: Eukaryota; Metazoa; Porifera; Homoscleromorpha; Homosclerophorida; Plakinidae. Gene Ontology annotation, biological process: protein phosphorylation. The transcript has 3 exons. Gene Ontology annotation, molecular function: ATP binding; protein kinase activity; protein binding.